GUCACGUGGUCGGACUCUUUGUUGGUUUGAUUCAGAGGAGAAAGAAGAGUCCCGGACCGACCGACCGACACACCGACCUCACCCGUCAAUCCUCCCCGGCGCACACUCACUGCUCUUCGGCCUGGAUGCUGCUGGAAGCCCGCUCUACCUCUACCUGGAUCUUUGUUUCGUGUGCAGCCGGUUCGAGUGCUUUGGCAGCGGGGCUGUGUGAUGGAGGCUGAGAGCAGACUGUGAGCAGACUGGUGCUGGUGGUGUUGGAGGAGGUGUUGGUGUUGGUGUGGGGGUCGCUGUGUGCAGCCCCAGGCCCUGCUGCUCUGCUCUGAUCUGCUUUGUUAUCCUGGUCUCGGUGCAGCAGCCUGCAGCCUGCAGCCUGCUGUCUCACCGUGUCCUCCAUCCAGCAGCCUGGUCCACCAUGAAGAGCCCGCGCACAGGACAGCACGGGGCGCACGUGGAGCUCUUUAGGAUUUAACUCAUUUCCUGCGACGUGUUUUUGUUUUGAGGAUUUUUUUUUUUUUUUUUUGAAGGACGAAUCCAGAAAAAAAAUCUGUUUUUCUCUCUUUUUAUUCUCUUAUCUGUCUCUCUAUACCUCCACCCAUCUAUCCAUCAGUCCUGCAAGACCUCUAUCUAUCUAUCUAUCUAUCUAUCCAUCUAUCUAUCUCAUUCAUCUCCUUAAACCUCCAUCCAUCCCUCUAUUCCUCCCCUCAGACCCCCAUCCCUCCAUCUGUCUCUCCUUAUAUUCCUCCCUCCCUCCCACCGUCCUCCCUCCAUCAUGGCUCCUGUGUGCCGGUCCUCCUGGUCCUGGUCCUGGUCCUGGUCCAGCUGCCUGCUGGUUCUGCUGGUCCUCCCCGCCGUCCGGAGCUCGUUCCCCCGCAGCGGAGGCAGUAGUGUGGACUGUGGCCCCGGGAAGGCCUCCGACUGCCCAGAUCUGUCCGAGAAGAAGAGCGACCUGCGAGUUUGUGACGCCGGGACGUGUCGCUUCGGAGGAAGCUGCCGCGAGAACGGAGCCGACAUCAAGUGCGUCUGCCAGUUCCAUUGUCAUAAGAAGUACGUCCCGGUGUGCGGCUCUAACGGAGACACGUACCAGAACGAGUGUUUCCUGAGGAGAGCCGCCUGCAAGAAGCAGAGAGCGAUCAGCAUCAUGUCAGAGGGACCCUGUUACCACGACGGUGCUUCAGGAUCUGGUGAUGGAGACGAUGAGGGAUCUGGUCGCGGGAAAAAGGCUUCGAAAUGUGGAAACUGCAAGUUUGGAGCCGAAUGUGACGAAGACUCUGAAGAUAUGCUCUGCAUGUGUAACAUCGUGUGUAACGGCCACAACGACAACCCGGUGUGCGGCGGCAACGGCGUGACCUACGACACGCCCUGCCACGUCCGAGAGGCGUCCUGCCUCAAACAGCUCAAGAUCGACAUCAAACACGUGGGGCGUUGCCAAGAUAAGAGUAGGAAGGACGACAGCAUGAAGACCAAACCAGACAUCUACACUGUGUCCAAGGCUGGUGAGGGGGAGGGCUUCGUGGACAGCCCCGCCCCCUGUCCCGAAGACUACGCCCAGUUCUGUGAACACGGCCAGUGUGAGAUGAGACACAACCUGCCCACCUGCAGGUGUGAAGCGGCCUACGGGGGUCCUCAGUGUGAUCAGCUCCUGGACUUCAACAUCCUGUACGUGGUCCCCAGUGGUCAGAAGCUUCACUACGUCCUCAUCGCCGCCAUCAUCGGAGCCGUUCAGAUCGCCAUCAUCGUAGCUGUUGUCAUGUGCUUCACCAGGAGGUGCAACAAAACGAAGCGUGGGCGGCGGCAGAAGCAGCACCUCGGUCACUUCCCUUCAGGGACGUCCUCCAGGAUGAUGUAGCUGCUCUCACUUUCUUUUCUCUCUCGUGUUUUUACGAAAUACAACAAGUCUACAUUUUUCGUACCACAGACUGACGACAUUUUUGAUAUCUCGACUUUUUGGUGCCUCAUUUUUUUCCCUUUUUUAAAAAAAAUAUUUUUUUGAAUUCCUUAAGGGGCCUUAUUUUUUAAGAUUUUCCUUCAUGUUUGAUUUCUUUUUUUUUUUUUUUUUUUACCAGAUGAUUAUGUUUCCCAUCAGGCGGAGCCGAGACGUACAGUUUGGUUUGUGUUAGUGGUGACGCUGCCGUCCUCUCAGACUCUGAAACACUCUGAAACACUCUGAAAACUGUGGAUCCUUCGGCAGGAAACAGACAUCAUUGAUCUGAUUGUAUCUUCACUUUGAGACCGUCCACACACAGACUGGGUCUUCUGGUUUUGACCCUGUGGGACGCAGACUGAUUACAUUGUCUUAAUGUUGACCUUUAAAUACGACAUGUUUGGGUUUUAAAUCAUCUACCAUUUAAAUAUUUGAUGUAAAAAUUCAAAAACAUAAAUUAAUCCAGCUGCAGUAAUUGGACAAAUCAAGUCUCUUUGGUAGCACAGAAUACAGUUUUUAGCCAAAAAUUGUAAAUUCUGUAAAUUUGUGAGGGACGAAUUUUUCAAAGUAAAAUGUUAUAAAUUACAAAAUCAGUAUUUUUUAAAUUUCAACAUGAAGUAUUUUACUAAUGAUUCAACAUCACCGUUAUGUAUUCAGUUGUUUAUGAGAUUAUUAUUUUCCCGGUUAGAACACGCUUCACAAUGCAACACAACACUACAGAUUAAGUUGUUUUUUCUGAUAACUUUUUACAGUGUGCCGCUGUGCCGUGAUGUCAUAGUUAAAGGUUAAAGGUCGGUUUCUUCCUCCUGUGUAAUAAAAGCCUUCAUACUCCAGGGGGCGCUCUGUACCAGGACUACAGGAUGAUCAGGGACUGCUGAAGCCCUCUUUGGGUAUUGUUGCUCAUGUAAACUCACUUCUGACGUUUUGUGUUUCGCUGCGUCUCACAGGGUCCAAAAUAAGCUUUCAUGUGAAAUCAGGUAAACUUUAUUUUACUUUUUGUUUUUUGUAUUUGUUACGAUGAGACGCACCUGAAAACCAAAAUGCUGUUUUUUCUACUGCUUAAAAAAGAUGAAACGGUACAAGCUGACGUGUACAGGUUGGUGUUAUUAUUAUUUGAUUGCUUCAUUCCGGAAAUGGAUUCCAAUGUUAUUUUACGUGUUUCGACAAGAUAAUUUAAAUGACUGUUUUUGGUUGAGUUUCUUCUUUUUAUAUAUAUAUAUAUAUAUAUAUAUAUAUAUAUAUAUAUAUAAUUUGUAACGAUGGUACGAAGUGUCCGUGUUGGUGGUUUUAUUGUGGUAGAAGGAGUAGACUCAAGAAGCUGGGAGGUUCCCUGAAGUAUCGCUGCUCUGAGAUCACAUCUCUCUGAAGCUGUGGUCUCGUGAUGCUCGAGGGAAUCCAGCCUGAUCUGAGCGUAGCCGUUGCGUACUGCAUGAACCAGUGGAGUUGUUGUUUAGAGAUGUGCUGUAGUUGAACUAGAAUUAAAUUAUGAUGUUUGAAACCAA
Sebastes umbrosus (honeycomb rockfish) is the source of this 3423-nucleotide messenger RNA. RefSeq names its product tomoregulin-1-like. Lineage: Eukaryota; Metazoa; Chordata; Actinopteri; Perciformes; Sebastidae. Bases 770 to 1846 code for a protein of 358 amino acids. The transcript has 10 exons. Gene Ontology annotation, molecular function: protein binding. The record is from RefSeq and is a predicted model, not a curated record.